Messenger RNA from Corythoichthys intestinalis (scribbled pipefish), 7877 nucleotides. RefSeq names its product notchless homolog 1 (Drosophila) (gene nle1). The record is from RefSeq and is a predicted model, not a curated record. NCBI's taxonomy places the organism in Eukaryota, Metazoa, Chordata, Actinopteri, Syngnathiformes, Syngnathidae. Gene Ontology annotation, biological process: ribosomal large subunit assembly; Notch signaling pathway. Gene Ontology annotation, molecular function: protein binding. Bases 165 to 1598 code for a protein of 477 amino acids. Gene Ontology annotation, cellular component: nucleolus. The transcript is spliced from 13 exons.
GCAAGGCAUGGACACUACACGGAACCUAUUACCGUUUAAGAUCUUGGUUGCUGUACACACGUGUGGACUUUUAACACUUUCUUCCUCGUUUAAAUGUGAUUUUUUAAAAGCAGUUUUCGAUACUGAAGUGACCUUAAAUAAAGUCCCGGCGCGGUGUGAGCAAUAUGGGUGAGGAAGUGGAGCGACUGCUGAUCCAGUUCCAGGAUGAGAAGGGGGAGUUUCUGGGCUCCUCUUUCGAUGUUCCAGUGGACAUCACUCCGGAGAAACUGCAACUUGUCUGCAAUGCAUUGCUUCAGAAGGAGGAGGUGGUGCCAAUGGCGUUCUUCGCUGGUGGCGAAACUGAAAUAGUGUCCAGUCUGGGGGCGUGUGCCAAGGAGCUAGCAUGGGAGACGGAAAAGGUUAUGCCUGUAGUCUACCAGCCCCAGGCCGUGUUCCGGGUGAGAGCCGUCACCCGCUGCACCAGCACGUUGCUGGGACACACCGAAGCUGUCAUCUCAACUGCUUUUAGUCCUACUGGAAAAUAUUUGGCCAGUGGUUCCGGUGACACCACAGUGCGCUUUUGGGACUUGAUGACCGAGACACCACAUCACACUGCCAAAGGACACUCACAUUGGGUUUUAAGUAUCGCCUGGUCGCCUGAUGGCAAGAAGCUUGCGUCGGGGUGCAAAAACAGUCAGAUUUUUCUGUGGAAUCCAGUGACAGGGACACAAAUCGGGAAGACUCUGAUUGGACACACAAAGUGGAUCACUUGGCUUUGCUGGGAACCUCUUCACCUCAAUGCAGAGUGUCGCUACCUCGCGAGCAGCUCCAAAGAUGGCUCAGUUCGCAUCUGGGACGUGGUGCUGGGCCGCUGUGACAAAAUUCUAACGGGGCACACACAGUCAGUCACCUGCGUCAAGUGGGGCGGCGACGGGCUCUUGUACACGUCGUCACAGGACCGGACAGUCAAAGUGUGGCGGGCAAAGGAUGGUGUCCAGUGCAGGACGCUGCAGGGCCACGCCCACUGGGUCAACACGUUGGCUCUCAACACUGACUAUGUGCUGAGAACCGGAGCCUUCGAACCCGCCGACGCAACUGUCAAUCCGCAGGACCUCACAGGAUCACUGGAGGAACUGAAGGGCAAAGCCUUGCAGAGAUACAAUAAUGUUCGGGGUUCCAACCCGGAGCGCUUGGUGUCAGGCUCUGAUGACUUCACCUUGUUCCUGUGGAAUCCCGCUGAGGAUAAGAAGCCUCUCGCCCGCAUGACGGGACACAGCGCCCUCGUCAAUGAGGUGCUCUUCUCACCAGACACCCGGCUCCUGGCCUCAGCCUCUUUUGAUAAAUCUGUCAAAAUCUGGGAUGGUCGAACCGGAAAGUACUUGAUGUCCCUCAGAGGUCACGUGGGGUCGGUGUAUCAGGUGGCGUGGUCGGCAGACAGUAGGCUAUUGGUGAGCGGCAGCAGCGACAGCACGCUCAAAGUGUGGGACGUCAAGACUGGGAAGCUCAAGAUGGAUCUUCCUGGCCACGCAGAUGAGGUGUUUGCUGUGGACUGGAGUCCUGAUGGACAACGAGUAGCCAGCGGCGGAAAAGACAAGUGCCUCAGAAUAUGGAGAAGAUAGUUCUAAUCGCCACAACUUCCAUUCCCUUCCCACUGAGACCUCUGAGAGCUGACGAAAAGGUGCUUUUCAGUUUGGGUUUAAAGUUGCUUUCAAGUCUCAUCAUGGACAUUUAUUGACAUGAACGAGGUCAGAAUAUGAAGACUUUGCGUCAGGUGGUGUGUGUGUGUGUGGGCAGCUGGUGGGAAUGCUUGUCGAUCCCUCACACAAACGCACUCUGCCUUUAAUCACCAUCCUCAAAGACUCAGCGGCCAAUAAUUCCCUCAAAUAAACAUGUACGCCACAGAUUGCUUGGCACCAGCAAUGUUUAUUACACUAUGAAAACCUCACUCCCACCUUUAUGUCUUUUUUAAAUUAUUAUUAUAACAGUCAAAACAAUCACCGAGAUUAGGCACACACACAUACUCUAACACACACGCACGCACGCACAACAAUGGAAACAAGAUACAAAUUAGGGCCUAUGUUUGUUGUCUCGCAAAAAAAAAAAAAAAAAAAUGCGGGGACUCUGAAGGCUUCAGCUGUGCAAGGCAGAGUGGUUUUAAAUACUCGGUAACUUCUGGAAUAAGCCUCUUCACCUAUUGGCUGCCAUUGCCGGCCAUAGACGUCCAAUCCAUUUGAAUUUGGAGGGUUAGUUCGCUGCCAGCCCUCCCAGUUCAAAUAGAUGAGACAUCUACUUGUGACAAACUCAUUUCAUUUCGCACGAUGAAAAAAGCCACGAUUUAAUGUCAUCGUCAAUGGCACUGAAAGAGUUAACUGUCUUGGAACAGCACAACAAAGAGCCUGUUACUAACAAUGUUAGUAUUAAAACCGAUGUAAUUAGCAUGUGGCUAACAUUGCCCCUAAAGCAGCAGCAUACAUCACUAGUGACCGAGUGAAAAGCUAUAUAUGCUAUUGCACGGUAUAAAUCUAGCGAGACAAUUAAUGGGACAUUUGGACUUGGCGUAUGGCUAACCCACAAUUGUACAACCCCACACUCCUCCCCCAAAAAUAAGUUUGAAUUAACAAUGAAAAGUGACAAGUGUAAAAUAUUAAAGUCUUGGAUAAGCUGUUUUUUGCCUUAAUCAGAACAACAGAUCUGUUAGCAUCAAGUGAGACAGCUUGACUUAGCAUUUAGCUACUAACAAUUCACCUCUGGAAAGCAACAUAAAACUCAUGGUGAUGAAAAAGGAUAAAAUGUGAAAUUAGACCUGUUAGCAUCAAGCAAGGUGUCUAGACUGUGCAUGUGUAAAUGUGCAACCAUUUUUUUCCUGUCUGUCCUAAACCCAAAGGUGCUUUCAGUACAAACAAAUCACCCCCUCCAACCCAACACUACGUAUGAUUAGGUAAAAAUGGGCCAAGUCCAUUCAUUUACUGCCAUCAAUGGGCAUUCAAACAUAUUGGACGUCUAUCACUGUCAAUAACAACCAAUGUGUUAAUGAUUGCCUGUAUGAAUCGUGCUGUCUGGCAAUUUUUUUUUUUUUUAAAUCCAGCAAACAACCACAAGGUGUUUAGUGACUCUGCUCUUGGAGAGUUGCCGUUAGUGAUUGUCUGCCCCCCCUCCCUUUGUCACUCUUCACAAUCUGUCCUCAGUUAUUUUGUUGUAGUGCUGGAAAAUGCUCCUAAAGCGUCAUGACUCAUGACCAAGUGUCUGGUUCGGUUGUUUCCGAAGAACUUUUGCCAGUCUCUUUAGGAAUCCUGAAGUUGUCCUACUGGGUCUUCCAAACAUUGUUAAGCAGCUUAACCACCUCCUCGUAGAUGACAAAAACGAUGGCCACGUCCAAGCACACGCGUCCCAGCCUGGGAACUGUUCCCUUAUAGAACCUUUUGAGACAUGGUGUGAGGAAGAAAUUAGCCACCACUUCGCUUGUAGUUUAUAAAACAGGGGUGGGCAAAAGAUUCCACAAAGGGCCACAGUGCCUGCAGGUUUCAAUUCCAACUCAUCAGGAGGAAACCAUUCCACCAAUUUUUUGUCUUGCAAGCGGAAUCAGUUGAGGUGCUUCUUGUUUCAGCAGAAACCUCAUUUAGACUUAGGGAUGUCCCGAUCCGAUCGCGUGGUCGAAAAUCGAACGAUCGCGCCAUUUUUCGGAGGAUCGGAAUCGAGUGAAAAGGAUCGAGUUUUUAAUUUAAAAAAUAUUUGUGUUCGGUACAUACCUCGGUUUUGAGGUCACGGUUCGGUUCAUUUUCGGUACAGUAAGAAAACAAAAUGCAAAAUAUAAAUGUGCUAGUUGUUUAUUACACACUUUUGUGCUUUCAACAAUAGGAACAUUAGCCUAUACAAAGCUAGAAUUCUGCUCAAAAAGUAGCGGGUAUUUAAAGAUAAUAAUCCAACAAAAAUUUGCCUUUCAGACCCCGCAUAUUGGUCAGCUUUCUUUUUGAAAGAAAGAAGAAAAAAAGUCCUGUGUUAAAGAGAAAAGCAAUCCCAAUGACAGAUUUUAACAUGUAUUUUACAAAUGAAAUGUCUCAAUCUUUUUUUUUUUUUUUUCUCAAGAGCGGUUUUCAAAAGCUUUAUUGGUGGAUUUUCUCAAGUUAAAGCGCCACACAGAAAUUAAUAAAUGUAAUUGUGUAAGCAGGAUCUGUGUAUUAUUAUUACAGGUGUUUUAGCUCAUUUCAAUUUAUUUUAUUUAAAUGGGCUAUUAUUUAUUAUGUGUUUAUAUUUUACAAAUGUGAUGUAGUAUUCAUUUAUAUUGUAUAUUUUAUGUUGUAUAACUUUGGUUCAUAUGUGAAUAUUAGUUCCUACUUGUUUUGUUGUGGUAGGAGGGUUUUUUAUUGAACACAGGGCCAUGUUGGUUAUUAUUAUAGCAGAGAAGACAUCAGUAAAUCAACAAAGACAAGUCAACUGUGCCCCGCUCUACCACUCAAGAGAUCUGAUGGACUCAAAAAGUGGGUUAUGAUUGCAUAUUAGUUUGAAAAUCGACCCGAUCCACAGUAUUUUUACGUGACUUCCAGUCUGCUCGAUCGUAGCUACCGGUAGUAGUAAUGACGCAGGAGGGUCGCGUCUCGCGUCAAAUAAUAAACUCGGCCGUUCUUUUCAGGUGCGUCGCGUUGAGCCGCUUCUGGGACGCGCCUAACACGCGUUUGCACUGCAACUGGUGUGCAUUGGCUGAUUGACUUUAACGCCCGCAUUUCACUGCGUUUUCGCGCCGUUGACGUUUGUGGUUAUAUACUGUCCUACCGUGUUGGUCCUCAUCAUAGUAGAGAAGACUGACUAAAUAUAAUCUACACAAAGAAACUGUAACCCGAUCGACUCACAGCCUCGAAAAGUAAGGGUUACAUUACAUUGCGUCAGAAACUCGUUCGGUAUGCCUCAGUUCCGAACUGAGCACCCCGUACCGAAACUGUUCAAUACAAAUACAUGUACCAUUAAGCCUGAGUUAUACUCCCGCGUUGCGGUGACGGCGUAGCGACUACGGCGUCAUUCGACAUUCGAUAGUUCUGCGGUGAGGGAACGCGUUGCUCUGUAAUUCACCGCCAAGCCACUAGAGGGACGUGGCGUUAUGUUUGUACGGUUUUGGGGCAUGCUUGUUUACUUCCGCUAGUCGGAGAAAAAUAAACAAUGCAAGAUGGAACUCUUGAAAGUAAAUAUUCUGCUCAUCAACACUGAAUAAAUAUGGAACAUACAAAUGUUGACGGGCAGGCGACGCAGAAGACUGUUUCGAGGCGGUCUGGCCGACUUUUGAUGCCGCACAGAGAGUUUUAGACUCGGGUGGAGAGAGCUAGCUGUGGCGGCUAGCUUCAAACUGGCGUCGAGCACUGCGUUCAAAGUCUGCAAAGCCCUCCAGCCUGAUUUGUUUGCCGUGUCCUACAACCAGCCAGUGGGAAGCCAUAGUAGAUUUCUGGCGUCUAGGGAACUUCCCAAACUGCGUUGGGAGGCUUGAUUUUAAGGUUAUCAUAAAAAGCACCGAGGCACUCUCAAUCAGUGAUGAUGUAUUGUGUGUGUGAACUGUCUGUUAUUGAAAAUUAAAGAUCAAAACAACUCUUUUGACACCAAAUCUGUGCUUUAUUCUUCAUAUACUUGAAACAUAUGUACACAGUAAAUGAUGAAGUGCACCAACCAAAAAUACGACAUAAAGUGAUAAAAAGUUGGCAGUUUUUGGCCGACUGGGACACCGCUUCGUGUGGCCACUUGAUUCCGACCACCCACGUCUCGGUGGUUCUUCCAUUUAUUUAUUUUUUCGAUCGCCGACCUUGCCAUUUGGCAAUAACAAUAAUAAUUUCUUGACGAGACUUGCUCUUCGAUGAUACUCCCGUCAGCUUGGUCCAUUUUUGCGUGUAGAAAACAAUGUUUGAUUCUAUUGUACAAUGGCGGUGUUUUCGCGGUAAACCGGAAACAACAGUCUGAGCGGACCAAUCACAGUCCGUUUUCGCUACGUCAUACGCGUCUACGCGACGCGAAGGUUACAAAAAUCAAGAGGUGCGCGUCAGGCUACGGCGUAGGGUCGUAACUCGAUUCUUCCUUGACGGCGUAGGUCUGACGCGGAAGUAUAACUCAGGCUUUACACCCGUAAUGUUCGUACAGCGCCACACCCUCUCACCCUUCUUCCUGCUAAGCAAUGCGGCCAAACUCUGUUUGCGUUUGGUACUUAGUUAACGACGAUUGACAGGUUUGUAGCUUUGAUCUUUCCAGAGAAACAAUCUACAAUCAAAGGCACAUGCGUCAAUCAUCGUUAAACUCAGUGAGCUGUUCUCAGCAGCGUGAGUGUCAAAGCUUGAGUAGAUUUGAGUAGACUCACUCAAUGAAGCACUUCAUAAAGACAAGCAUUUUUCUAUGUUAUUCUUUUUUUGAAAAUAAUUCACAUUAUAAAGGCAGCACGGUGGGACAGUAACAUGUUUGGAACUUUUGUCCAAAAAAAAAAAAAAACUUUUCGGUAUAAGAUUGAGACUAUUGGCAGAUUCUCCAAAUCAGUUGACUGGGACUGGUGCAAAAAAAAAAUGCGAUCGGGACAUCCCUAGGUAAACUGUCUGUGGUGGAUCAGUUGGAACAAAGAACAGGACCCACUACGGCCCUUGAGGACUGGUUUUCCCCACACCUGUGGUAAAAAGGAUGGCGAAACGGCAACUCACGCUUGCGGUCCUUCCUGCUUGAGGAUCUGGAAGGCGCAGUCUACAGUAUUUUUGUAGCGAUGUGCAUCUAGACCCUUUAAAAGUGUGUUCUGUAAACACCUUUUAAAUGUUAAACAAGAGAUGUCGGAACUAACCUGCAUCCUGGUCUUGACCACAUCUAGUGGUGUGUUGCCAAAAACGCUAGCGGCUCCAGCCGUGGCUCCAAACAUAGCUGUGACAAUUGGGUGCAUUUCCUUUCUAGGAUCAUCCCCUUUGAGGGCAAAAACCAAAAUGUUUAUUCAGAUAUGUACAUGACUGCAAUAUCCUUCAGCCCUAUGUGGGCUACAACUCUUCAUUGAUUUCUAUUGUCAAAUUGUCUUCUAGAAAAUUAAAAUAUUUACUGUCCAUCUGCUCUGAUCUACCACCUGCUUGUUUUGGGAGUUUUUUUCAAGGGCGUAGGUUUGCAUAGGGACGAUAGGGACAAAACAUUACCAACUUUUCAGGAUGUUCAAAUUGUCCCCACCAACUUUCAAGCAACCUUAUUCGCAUUAUGUAACUUGUUCAGUUAUAUAAGUCAUUUAGAUAUUGUAACGAUAGAAUUCACCCUGCCAUUAUUAAGUGUCUUAUUUUCAUUAUUUUCAGACUUACAUUUACCCCUUUUUCAUUUGCUGAAUGAGCCAGUCUGUUUUUUUUCCUCAAACGCACGUUUGCUUGGCUGCUGAGCUGACUUGACCCCCCCACACACACACUGUCACAAUCCAGAAUUACGUUACAUGUCGACAUGCCGUCUCCUCCGCCCACUUCGAAGAGGAGGGAUAUUAGAAGUUUUCUUUUCGGCCAGAAGCCACUGUAAGUAAUGUGAAAGCCUUAGUGGGAAACUGCUUUAACAGAAGUGUCCUCCUGUAUGUGUAUACUAUUAUGUUAACGUUAAUUCAACGGAGAAAUAUAGUGAACUCUGCUCAGCUGUAUGUAAUGUAGUGAACCAAGGUUAACACCCUUCAAUCUCAGUUAUUUUUAUUUUGCUUAUGUGGUCUUACACCAGCCAAGGAGCCUUCAUUUUUUUGUUGAGUUUGGCUAUGCUUGUGGACAAAAGCAGUAGUGUUUUUCCUGAAGGAAGGCUCCAUUUUUAUAUUUUUGUUAGACAAUUUACCACUGUAUUAGGACAAAUGUUGAUUUUUUUUGCAUUCCUGGAUAGUUAGGAGAUGAUUAACAAUUUUGUAUUUAUUUGUAUGUUAAUACACAAAUUUGUGUUCAAAUAUUGUA